GAUUGCACUUUCGAAAGUUUUGACUUUACCAUCCCCAUAAUAUUCCUUACUGUUCGGUUGAACAGUACCCACAAAGUUGGCGAGUAAUUUGAUGAGUAGUUUCUUGUAUAGACGACGCAAAUUAAAAACAUGAAGCCCAUCAAGCCAUCCAAUGUUUCCUACUCCUCUUCUUCAUCUACAAACGUUUCUUCAUCCAAUUCAGAUCCAUCAUCUAAUAUCACCAUUCCCCCCACAAUAUAUACAACCAAUGUAUCAAAUAACAAUAACUCCACCCCACCAACUCUUCCCAGCAUCUCCACUAUCCUCCAACAACCUCUCCUCCCAUUACCAACAACGAGCUCAAGAACCUACAACCCCAUCACACGUCUCCCAACCAGAAACCCUGCUUCGAGUGCCGCAGUAGUAUCAAAUACCUCCACCACUACAAGAGGUUUAGUAUCAACCCAAAGAACCAAAAUCAUCAAAACAUUCGUGUCCCCGAAAGGCGGCACGAAAAUCAUCUUGAUGAUCACCAUCACUACAAUGCAAGAACCAUUUUUCGACAAGGAAAAGAACUCAUGGGUUAUGCGACGCACAACUGAAAUAAGAAAAGUGAUGGUUAGAAAGCGAUUGCGACCUGAUUCCAACGAUAAGAAAAAUGGCAUCGCGAAACGUAAUACAAGAAAUACUAGAGGGAAGAGAAGGAAGGAGUCAAAGAAGGGAGACUUCGAUUCGAUGUGAAUGUUACUCGAUAUUACAUUAUCUUCGCUCCUCCCUGCAAUGGACAAGGCGGCGAUUGCACAUAUAUAACAUAGCUUUGAGAUAUACUUGUAUAUAUGGUGAGGAAUGGUAUGGUGGGAUAUGGUAUGGUGGGAUAUGGUAUGGGGGAAUUGGGUAUGGCAUGGCAUGGCGGGACUGCGA
Messenger RNA from Botrytis cinerea B05.10, 900 nucleotides. RefSeq lists its product as hypothetical. Lineage: Eukaryota; Fungi; Ascomycota; Leotiomycetes; Helotiales; Sclerotiniaceae. The transcript has a single exon. The coding region runs from base 130 to 720 and encodes 196 amino acids. The record is from RefSeq and is a predicted model, not a curated record.